Messenger RNA from Podarcis muralis (Common wall lizard), 3774 nucleotides. It is a transcript of the gene FHIP2B, whose product is annotated as FHF complex subunit HOOK interacting protein 2B. NCBI's taxonomy places the organism in Eukaryota, Metazoa, Chordata, Lepidosauria, Squamata, Lacertidae. The record is from RefSeq and is a predicted model, not a curated record.
CCCCGCCCCCGGGCGCUCUCGGAUGGACCAAUCAGGGCCUCCUGCCUUCCUUCUCCACGGUUGGGCAGGAACGGCUCUGGGCUGAGGAGCGAAGGGGCGCAGACGGCGCCCUGGGCGGGGAGGCUCCUCCUCUCUCCUCCCGCGGAGAAGCCAUGGCUCUCCUGGGCCGCCUGGGAGCCCUCCUGCAACGGGCCGUGGAGACGGAGGAGCCGCGCCUGGACCUCCCGGUCGCCUUCACGGACCACUGGAAGGGCAUCACCCAGUAUUACUUGGAGACCACCGAUGAAAACAAGCCAGCAAAAGAGACGGACAUCCCCUGGCGCUUGAAACAGAUGCUAGAUAUCCUAGCGUACGAGGAGAAGAAGCAGCCAUCGGGGGAGACAGGGCCCUGUUUGGAGUACUUGCUUCAGCACAAAAUCCUGGAGACCCUCAGCACUCUGGCAAAAGCAGAGUAUCCCACGGGGAUGAGGUCUCACGUGCUCCUAUUCUUCAGCCGCUUGCUGGGACAAAUGCAGUGCCCUCUGCUGCAUUACCUGAACGUGUACAGGCCUGUCCAGAAACUCCUCCACCUUGGGAACGACGCGCUAGGCUCUGAGCCUGAGAAGGAAAUGAUGCAGCUUGUUGCUGCCCUGUGUACCAAGAUCAAACAGGAUCCGGCCCUGCUGCCCUACGUCCUAGAGGGCAAGAAUGUGGCGAGUGGGCAGAAAGUGGAUCCGGCCUUCCAACCUCAGGGAGCAACAGCAGAGCCUGCCUUGGACCCUGCCCGGACCCUGCCCACCCCUGUAGAGCAGGACAGAAGACUGUGCCCAGAGGAAACUUCCUGCGAGGUGCGGCUUGUGGAACCAGCCUCCUCUUCCCCAAACCUGGUGACCUCCCUGAUCAGCUUGUGCAAGAGCGAGAAGAGGAAGGUUGCCCUCAAAGCUCAGGAGAACCUUCUGCUGCUAACCAGCAUCGACCAUCAAGCAGCUGCCCUGGCUCUGGCGCGAGACAGCAGGCUUUGCCCCCUGGUGGCUGACCACCUCUGCACGCUGUGCGGUGCCAUCCCAGCCACUGUCAACCCUGCCGAUGUCACCACGCUUCAGCCGGUCAGCUGGAGGCUUCAGGGCAGCUGCGUUGAGGAGAACACCUUCCCAGGCCAGGCCAGCCUGGAGGCUUUCUUUGCCUGGCUCGAUCUCUGUGAUUGCCUAGCGAAAGAGGCCCACCCGGUUGUGGCAGGUGCCGUAAGUGAGACGGUGGCUCAGAGGUUCUUCCAGGGAGUCCUGCAGUCCCAGCUCCUGCAAAUGUCAGAACGCGGCAUCCUUCUCUCGACAGCUGUCCUGACUGCCUUGGUAAGACACAUCCGCUCUCCUGCGCUCCUCCAGGAAUUGGUUGGGUUUGUGCUGGGAACCAAGGAAGGACCCGCAGUGGCCAAGGAUGCAGGCCACCAGCCGCAACACCACCUCUGCUCCCAAUUGAUUGAGCGCUGCAACCACUUGUCUGACGAGAUCAGUAUGGCCACCUUGAGGCUGUUUGAGGAGCUGCUGUGGCUUCCGGAUCGACGUGUCAUGCAUCGCCUGGUCCUGGACCAUCUGGAGGAGCGCAGCUACCUCCUGAGAAGCCCACCUGGGCAGGAGGAGUCCCUUGCUCGUGAGCAAGAGCCCUGCGAAGAUGGGCUAGAACUGGAGGAGGAUCCCUACUUCAUAGACGGGUUCCCAGGCACCAGCUUCCAGGUCUCUACCAAGCCGGGCGUCCCUGCCCCAAAGCAGCAAGCCCAGCCGGAGGACGUGAAGGAGGUGGUCAGCAGCUUCCUCUGCCUGGUUCCCAGUGAAGCAAAGACCUCUGCCUACCUGGAAGAGGCCGGGUAUGACACCUAUGUCCACGAUGCCAGUGUGCUGUUCCAGGAAUGUUGUACCAAGGCAUCUUGCUGGCACUGGCCGAAGGCCCCUCGGCCCCUGGAGACCUGCUCUGCCAGCACCGGCUUCUACGAGGGCCGUUUCUUGGAAGUGCUCUUUGAACGGCUGAUGCGCAUCCUGGACCAGCCCUACGCAGUGAACCUGCAGGUGACGUCGGUGCUGUCCCGCCUGGCUCUCUUUCCCCACCCUCACCUCCAUGAGUACAUCCUGGAUCCCUACUUGCCUCUGGCCCCCGGCUGCAGAACCCUCUUUUCCGUCCUGAUCAGGGUGAUUGGAGACCUCAUGCAAAGGAUCCACCGGAUACCAAACUUCCCCACCAACUUGCUGAUGGUCCGGAGGGGGCUGAUGGGGCUGGUCCCUGCUGAAGAACAACAGAUCGGCCAUCGUACCCUCCUGGAGGGGGUGGUUGUCCUCGAAGAAUUCUGCAAGGAGCUGGCGGCCAUCGUCUUCGUCAAGUCCAUGCGCGAGGUCCCCGCCUGACGUUCCAAGGAGCGCGCUGCCCCUUUUGGAUCCCACACUUCUCAAGGGAUGGAUGCACAGCUGGGGUCUGGCAAGGGCAUUUGCGGCAACCCUAGAGGCCCUUUGCAGCCUCGUAAGAACCGGGCCGCAGCAGUCGCCUUCAUGUGGGGAGAGCAGAGGCAAGCCCCCUGUGCUUGAAGGGCUGCCCAGGAGCCUCACGCCCAGUCCCUAGAGCAAAAGUCUCAGAAGUCAGGCUGUGACCAGGCGAGACCUAGCUCUUCCUGAGGUCGAGCGUGUGGUUCCUCACAAAGCCAGAAGUCCUCUGCCUUCUCCCUCAGAAGUCUCUCGCCGUGGCAGAUCCAGUUGUGAUUUCAGAGCAACAUGGCUCCCUUUCUCCCUGCAGGAGCCUGGAGCCGGCAUGUGGCACCUCAGGGCAGUCUGGUACGGAAGACACUAAAAGCUCCUCCUGGACUUUCUGGGUUUUUAAUCUCUGGCUUGUUUUAUUUAAUGUUUGCCCAAUGGGAAAGUGGGGCGGGCAGGGUGACCGAAAGCUGCUUUGUGAAAGGAAGAAUCUUCCUACUAUCCAUGGCUGGGCGUUAGGCGUUGUGGGGCCUCCUGCCUCGAUUCUGACCUUCUCUGCAGGCCUCAAAGGCCAGGCCAAAGAGGGGGAGACACUAUUUGCUCCUAACCACAGCAGACGUUGUUUUCUUCUGCUCCUUUCCGGAUUGAUCUGUCCAGUCUCAACUCCUCAGGAAAAGAGCCCUUUCCCUUUCAUUUUUACUUUCAAUUCUAACAGAGUUUCUGCUAGCCUUCCUCUCAUCAGCUGCAACUUAACCCCUUCCCAGAGAGCCUCUCUCAACGAUGGUUCCCCAGGUGGCGUUGGACUACAGCUCUCCUCAUCCUUAGCUUGCAGGACCAGUUGUCAGGGAUGAUGGGAGUUGUAGUCCAAUAGCACCUGGAGACCCAAGGUUGAGAGAGAGGCUAGGUCACAGGGUGGAAGAGGACCUGGGAGGCCAGGGUCCGAAUCCCCACUCAGCCAUCAUGAAACUCACUGGGUGCGAUCUUAAGGCAGUCACUGCCUCUCGGCCUCUCAGGGUUGUUGUGGUUGGGAUUGAAUGAGGAGGGAGAGAAGAACCACCAAGCCUGGAGCGCCUUGGAGGAAAAGGUGAGCUAUUCAUUUCAAUACGCAAUACGUAAAUAAAUGCCACCACCAGCAGCCCUGGCUGGGGCAGGCUCCACCCACCAUGGCCAGGCACAGCGUCCAGUCCGUUGUGGGUCUAAAGACUCUUUUCAAAGUGCAAUACUGCCCCCCUCUCCGUAAGCUGGGACGCACUUUGGUGUCUCCACACUGCAGCUACAGGUUCUCUGCUUCUACCCUGAUCGGUUUCUUACUCGUGCCUUGAAAUAAAUAAUCUGUGGUAAA